ACAUCCAGAAUCAAGGCAACAUGAUCAAGAUCGAGUCCUUCCUGGACCGGCUGCACCAGGGCAAGCAGUGGCGCCGGAUGGAGGGAAAAAGCAAAGACGACGCGCAUAUCAUCUUUCGACAGGACCACAGCAACGACAAAGCAUCGCGGAGUAUCGAUCUCGGUCUGAAUAAUGUCGGCGAUGACAGCGAAGACGACUAUGCGGAGGAGGGGAAAAAAGAAAAGAAGCGGUCGAAGUUGGCCAACUUCAACUUCAACCCGGCGGCUGUCCAGGCAAAGGCCGACAGAGCAGCGUCUUCCUCGAGCAGUGCGAACAUUUUCAACCGUGCAGCUUCUUCGUCUGCAGCUCCGGCCGCAGGCUUCCAGCCAGCCGCGAAAAGGGACAAGGACAGUGCGCCGAAUACCCAUGCGGCGCACUUCGCAAAAUUUUGCUACGACCAGGAGCUUUUCAUGACCGAGCAGCAGCUACGGAGCCAGCAAAUGUCGGCGGCACGCGCAGCGAGCAGAGCAGCGGCACCGAGCCGGGAUAAAAGUAACCAGGUCUCUGCAUCCGAAAGCGAGAAUGAAAUUAUUGUUGACGUAUCCUGUGUAAAAACGUCGGCGCCCUUUUUUCAUCACGCUAGCUAAAUGAAUCCAGAAGCUUUGUGCUUGUGAACUUCGCAUCAGCAUGACAUACGUAGUGCAUUAGUCGUUCUUGGCUAUGCAUUACGAUGCAGCACAAAUACGAGCAUACAAAUUGCGCACCUUGUCCUGAACCCUAUGUAUUGGAACAAGUUGAAACUGUGUGACUAAUUGCGAGAUGCCCUCAUAAGUAUGAUAGUGGAAUUUUCAUUAUAUGCCCUUAUAUAGCAUUUUCAAAAUGCUUCUCAUGCAGCGGCAGCUGUGCAUGAGAGACGUCCAUGAGUAGCAUGAUGCCCAUGCAGAUAGUUCCAAUUUGCAUGACAGAUUUAGUCGGUUGUGGACGUUCUUUCUCAGGAUACCGGGAUAGCGAUGACGAUUUUCCGGGAGGUGUGUCUAUAAUUGAUGACAUGAUGGGCAUGGGGCCAGGAGGUAUGUCUAUAUUUGAUGACGUUGCGAAUUUGACUCCCGAGGGCGGGAAAAGAAGUAAAGCAAACGAGGACGAAGGCCGCGGAGACUUGUUUCACGGAGAGGAGCUCCUCGGGUACAACUCGGACGAUGACGGGGCCCGAACGCCGAAUCAGCGCGUCGUGGACGAGAACGAGGAAAAGGGCCAGGCGGUUCUAUGCAAGAAAAAAAGUGCUACAGCCAUACGUUUUUUGGAGUUUCAGCAUCACGAAUGUUCUGUGCCUGAGAGAGAAAGCUUGCAAUGCGGUGGAGAUCUUAAGGUAAAACACGUAUGAAACAAGGCUUCUAGUACGCCUAUCCUGCAUGAUGUUGACGGAGGUUGUCUCUUUUGCUUGGUCUGCAGCGUCACAGUGUGUAGCUGUAGCACUUUUUUCUCAGGAUAGGUUCCGCCCGCGUUCCACUACGACCCGUCGCCGGAAGAAUCCGCUUCCGGAGAGCAGAAAGAGCAGACUGGCGAACAAGCAGGGCCACGCUUAGCCGAAAGGUCUUCGCCAGCGGUCGGAGGUGCAUCCUCAGGGCGACCCCUGAAGAUCAGAAGUCCCCGGUCGGGAAUGGAGUUUGCGCAAGCUGCAGAAGGACAAGGAGCGAUCGGGAAUAAUAAACCGCUUUUGGAACAACAACAACAGCAGAAGUUGGAACGAGAUCAUGACAUCGGGCUGGUGGUGGACGUAGAAGCUCGGCAAGUAGAACAGGCCCCAGCUCCUGCUCAAGAAGAGCCGCGCAGAAGGCGACGGGACGUGGAAAGCUGCGAUCUGGACAAGGACCACGCCGACUACUUCGACCUUGAGAUGGACUUGGAACCCGGUGACGACCUGGACCUCGCGGCCCUGGAGGAGAAGACGAAGGCGUUCUGGCGGCGCUACGCCUCCCAGCACGGAAUGAGUGCAAAAGCGCUGACGCAAGCGAUGUGGGAAGCCGCGGAGUUGUUCACGCUGCGAGUCGUCCGCCGCGAGUUUCCGGGGGGCACGGUGGCGCUGCUUCCGUUUGUGGAAAAAAUGAUCGCGAAGGCGGAACAAGAAGAAGCAGAGGAGCGGAUCCGGUUGGAGCAGGAGGCGCGGCUGCGGGCAAAGGAGGCGGCGGAGCGGGCGAAGGAUAAAAAGCUGGAGGCUCUGAUCGUCAUCGAUGAGGAGGAAACGGUGGGCGACAACGAGUUGUUUGCGGAGGAUGUAUCAAAUGCAAAAAUGUCUGGGUCUGUGAGAUUGCAAGACUUGUCAUGCAUAUUUUGCAUGAUCCAUAAUGCCUGGAAUGUAUGGCCUAGCAUCACAGAUUUUUAGAGCGCUUCCUCGUCAUGCCUACUUCGCAGGACACAUGCCAUCUCCGCGGAGCACAAAAUCUACUCCUCUCACUGGUCACGCAAUACAAAUUUUUUUCGAAUCCAGAGACAGCAUCACAAGUUCCAAGCUUUUGCAUUUGAUAGGAUGAGCACUACAUCGAAACCGGCUCGACCGACAGCGAGGGCGAGCGGCUCCUACCGGACGAAGAGGAGGAUCUUAACGUCGCGCAGGAACCCAACGCCCCGGCCCGAAGAGGACACCGCAAGGACAAGAAGUGGACCUUCGACGAGGUGCUCGCGCAGCUGACGAAGCAGCAGAAGGCGAAAGCGAACAAAAAAUACGCCGAGCUGAAGCAAGCCUUCGCGGCUAAGCUCGCCGACAAGAAGGCGAAAAAGGAGAAGGAGAUGCAGGCCAAGUACGAGAGAGAUGUGGAAGAGGACAAAACCCGGCUUACGAAACUCCUCACCGAGAAAAAGUUGGCGCAUGGAAAUAAGGCAAAGGCGCACCUUGACGAGAUUCGAAAGACCAUCGACGCGGAAACCGCUAAGGAGGAGGCGUUGCUGACGGCCACGCGGGAGGAGGUGAAAAAGAAGCGCAUCGAGGCAGAGAAAGCCAGCAAGGAGAUCGAAAAAGACAUGGCCCACCGGCAGAAGGCCCGAGACCAGCAGAGCGAGAAGCUGUAUAAGAAGAUCGAGAAAUAUCCAGGAAAAAAAAACCAAUCCGCAUUCACUUUGCUACUUUUUUUGGGGCAAAAAAUCACGAAAAAACAGCAAUAAAAUAAAAAGCGCCUCUAACUUUUUUCUCGCAUGAUGCACGUGAAGCAAUCUAUCUAACUCAUACAGCUAGCUAGUGGCGCCGAUGGCGCCUAGUAUCGCUCAGCGAUUUUGUUUUUGAGCUAGCUACGCCCAAUGGAGAUACGCCGCGCGACCAAGUACAGAACCCGGAGAAGGAUGGCCCCGCCAAGUUGACCCCCGUUUGCCCCAUGUAUGGGGCCGGCGGCGAUCUGCGCCUGCGAGGAGGACUUGUGCGAAAUCUGCGACCCGCCACGAGCGGCGAGUGUUCUGCUUUGGGCCUAGCUAAUUUAAUACUUUCCUAGUGCGCCUGAUCAUGGCGCCACUUUGGCUAGAUCACUUUGGCGCGGAUAUUUGCUGGAGCCCAUUCCUGACAAACCUGAAAUUUUUUUGAAAAACGUGUUUAGUCUUUUUAUGUAAAAAAGCAUCAAAAUAAUGGAUGUGGAUGGCUUUUUUUUCCUCGAUAAGAAAGAGCAGAUGCAGCUCGACGCCGUCCACCGAGAGGUCCUGGAGGAGAGAGAGAAGCUGGAGGAAGUGCGCAAGCAGUACCGCGCAAAAGUCCAGCAGCAACGGGAGCUCGAGGAAUUUUUAAAGCCUCUGGAAGAGCAAAAGGAAAACCUCGCGCGCCUCACUGCAGAUGUGGCGCAGCAAGCGAACAGCCAGCGUGAGCGGAAGGAGCGACUCGAAGCCGGCGAAGCGGAGCUGGAGCGCUUGGAGAAGAACCAGGGGGAGCAGCUGCGGCAACGAAAAGCGCAACACGUUUCCAAGAUGAACGCGAUGAAGGCAGAGUUGGAUUUUAUGGAUAGUUCUGGGAAGCAGCUCGCGACCCAACUCGCAGAGCACCAGAAGGCAGUCGCCGCACGCCAGCAGAAAGUAGAGGGCUACGCCGCCUUGUUUGCCGAAACGUAUCAAAAGAAGGAGAUGUCUGGUGGGACUCCUGGCGCCCUGGACAUGGGCAUAGCACGGCUCUCGGUCUUUGCAUAUUUUUUGUUCGAUGUGUCUGGCAAUAAUUGCUCUCGUUCACUUUGGAUCAACAAGCACCGGCGCAGAGCUUGCAUAUUCUUGAUUUGCAGUUUAGUUGCGAGGAAAAUUUUUUUGUACUUGUGUGAGCGAUCUUUUUCAGUAUGUGAUUUAGAUUUGUCAACUUCCGGGCCGCCAGGAGGGCGCCACAGCAUUAGCUUUUCGCAUUGAUACAGCCAAUCCGCGUUUCUUGACGGAGACCUGCAGCCACCUGAAGGUGUUUCAUGCGCAAGGGCGCCGCUAUGUCCGAGACCCUGAUGGCAGUUGGCAUCUGCUGGAGUACCGCGAGCCGGGGGAGUAUGCGGAUUUCCGGCCGUAUGUCACUACGCGCUCCUGGGAAUUUGCGGAACGGGAAAACCCCCGGAGAUCCCGCGAGGCCAUGAAGGGCUAUCCGAUGCUGGAGGACGCAAUUGAGGACGGUUUGUUUGGUGUCUUUCUGCAGCCGCGCACGUUAACUAUUCUGCAGGAGAUGCAGGCUUCGGCGGAGAAGUUGAAGCCGUUCGAAGAUGGCCGGUCGUGGGGCAAGCCUUUUCCGCUGUAUUGGGUCACCUGGCCGGGACAGUCGGACCUGGGUGGUGGGAGCACGGACAUCUUCCUCGUGCGCUGGGAAAUCCGAGACUUUACGCACCCGUAUUGCUUUUCUGAGUUUCGAGCUCUUCAAGAGUCUCUUGUUCUUUUCGCAAUGUGAGCAGUACAGAGCAGUCGUGAAUGUAAUUUUUGAACAAGAUGAAAGGUUUUAUUUUGCGAUGCUGUCGCCCAAGAUCUAUUUCUCGCGUUAACGAAUACUCAAAAGCACUUCAUAGUAAGCGUGGCCUCUGUUAUAAUCUUAAUCUUGUUCAUCAUCAUUGGGACAUAGUUUUCUUUUGAUCCCAUCUUCAUUUCCCUCCAACAUGAUAAUUUCACUACAGCAACGCCGGACAGAAGGGUUGGGCUCCAAUUUUGGACCACCAGGGCAACUUCGCGUCAGCAAAUCUCGUUCGAGCAAACGUUGGGCACCAGCAUUAUGGACACAAGCGAAGCGCAGAAGGCAUCGUCGUGGGCCCGAUUGUCCAGAUGGAGGACGUGGAUUUCAGACCCACCAGGAAGAGGCUCCCCGAGCAACAGCAGACGAGGCAGACGGACGCGGCCAGGGGAAACCUGAAUAAUUCCGCGCCUUCGCGUCGGGGCGCGUCGUCGAAGGAAUCGUCUUCCGGUCCGCCGGCAUCCUCUCCUGACGUCCGGCACCCAGCGCCGGCGGUGGCAAACAACGUGAGCAGCCGGGACCAGAAAGGGCGAGCAGGAGACGCAGGUAACAAGGACAACAGCAGAAGCACCAACCAACGCGGCAACGAAGGCGGCCGGCGGGACUUCCACCGAGGUGAUCGCCGCAGGUCACGCUCGCGGCGCAGGUCGCGGUCGCGCAACCAGACUAGGGGCAAGAGAGACCAGGACCGUGGUGCUGGAAAAAAUGCGAAUGUCGCGGCUACAGCUGCUUCCACAGACGCCCCGCGGAUGAUGCUCCCUCCCCAAGCCGCGCCGCAGAGCGGUAGCAGUUCUGGCAGCAAGUUGAACGUCCUUCCUGGGCGACAGCCGCCAGUGACAGCGUCUACUAGAAGCAACGUACUGCCACCGCCGCCGGUGACUGCGUCCUCUUCUCCCGCCUCCUCAGACGGAGCCUUCUUCUCGAGCAAAAGAGCUGCGGGCGCCUUUCCUGGACACCAGCCGCAACGACUCGCAGCGGCCUCGGGGAAGCCAGCAGCGGGAAGUAGAAGCAAAGGCAGUGGCAAAGCAGAAGUCGCGUCUUCUUCUAGUAAAAAUGAGAAGAAGGUAGAACGCAGACGAUAAGGGAAGCAGAGACCUUCGAGACCCACUAUAUGCACCCCAAUAUGAUUAGUGCACUAUGAUACACUGAGGAGGAUCGUCUAGUUCCAUUCCGCAUAGACCCAUUCUGUCGUCGAGAAACAAUCCGUAGAUACUGAAGAUGGAGCGAAGCUGCUGGAAGUAAGCAGGUAGUUAGCAGCCAGCAAAAAGAAGGCGAAGCUGCGAGAAACCAGAAACCACUAAAAAACUACCUUCUUUUAUUAUCAUUGUUGAGGUGAUUUAUUUCUUGAUGAAGAGCAGUAGGAAGAUCUAGCUGUAAAGGAGAAGUUCUUGCGCUGACUGACGGCCAUCACUUCAAAAAGACCAUGGCCUGCUAAAGUUUUUUUUUAUAUCCGUUGCGACUUGUCUGCAAAGAUCCACUUGAAUGAUUUUUUUGUAGCACCAUCUUCGAGAUGGAAUUCCACUCUC
Molecule: messenger RNA, 6438 nt
Organism: Amoebophrya sp. A120
Lineage: Eukaryota; Dinophyceae; Syndiniales; Amoebophryaceae
Source: the annotation of a GenBank genome assembly